Sphaerodactylus townsendi is the source of this 4405-nucleotide messenger RNA. RefSeq names its product ubiquitin specific peptidase 11 (gene USP11). Gene Ontology annotation, molecular function: cysteine-type deubiquitinase activity. Lineage: Eukaryota; Metazoa; Chordata; Lepidosauria; Squamata; Sphaerodactylidae. The record is from RefSeq and is a predicted model, not a curated record. Gene Ontology annotation, biological process: protein deubiquitination.
CGACCGGAAGCGGGUGGGCGGGACCACCCGAAGAGCCGGGAGUGGGAAAUAAGGUAUCUCCGUAGCUCGCUUCCGGGCCGGUGGAGGAACGGAGCGGAGCUGGAGGAGGCGAUGGCGACGGAGCGGGGGGUGCCGGGGCUGGAGGCCCAGAAGCGGCAGGUGGAGGGGGACGGGCCUACCCUACCCGGGCGGGAGCGGCCGUUGGUGGCAGGAGAGGAAUGGUAUCUUCUGGAGAAUCACUGGUACCAGCAAUGGAAGGCAUAUGUAGAAUCUGGAGACCAGAAUUCCAGCUCUUACCCAGGUCGGAUCAACAACGCUGAGCUCUUUGAAGAUUUGGAGUCGUACCGGUUGAAGGAUAGGCUGGUGGAGUAUGAGGAGUACAUUCUGGUGCCGAAGGACGUGUGGGACAAACUGGUGAGCUGGUAUGGCCUGGAGCACGAGCAGCCACCCAUUGGACGCAAGGUCGUGGACCUACCAAGCAUGCCAAAAGUGGAAGUUUAUCUGGUGGAUCUCUACCUCUGCCAGCACAAUGACAUGGAUAACCCUGUCAUGGCCUCCUUCAGCCGCCUGGACAUUAUCGACAACGUCCUUAAGGAAGCCCGGCGGCUCUUUGCGGUCCCACCUGAGGAGGAGACAAGGCUCUGGGUGAAGAAUGCAGACGGGUCUUGCGAGAGGUUGCGGAACUUGCAGAUGACCGUUCUGGACGCUUGCCUCAGUUCAGGGCAGAUGGUGAUAAUGGAGACCAGGAGCAAAGACGGCACUUGGCCCAGCUCUAGGCCGCAUAUUAUGAAGAACUCCAUGGAGGAGGAAGAACUGUACCAGGGCCAGCCAGGAGUCUGCGGCCUCACCAACCUGGGGAACACCUGUUUCAUGAACUCUGCCUUGCAGUGUCUGAGCAACGUUCCGUCCCUCACGGAGUACUUCCUCAAGAAUUGCUACCUGGAGGAGCUCAACUUCACAAACCCCCUGGGAAUGAAGGGGGAAAUUGCGGAAGCCUAUGCCGACCUCAUCAAGCAACAGUGGUCUGGGCACCACCGCUCCAUUGUGCCUCGCAUGUUCAAGACCAAAGUGGGUCACUUUGCCUCCCAGUUCCUUGGCUACCAACAGCACGACUCUCAGGAGCUCCUCUCUUUCCUGCUCGACGGGCUGCAUGAGGAUCUGAACCGCGUCAAGAAGAAGGAGUACAUAGAGCUGAAGGAUGCGGCCGGGCGGCCGGAUGAGGAAGUAGCAGAGGAGGCGUGGCACAACCACAAACGCCGCAACGACUCCAUCAUUGUCGACAUCUUCCACGGGCUCUUCAAGUCAACCCUGGUGUGCCCGGAAUGUGGCAAAGUUUCCGUGACCUUCGACCCUUUCUGCUACCUCAGCGUCCCCCUGCCUGUCAGCAAAGAGCGAGUCAUGGAGAUUUUCUUCAUCUACAUGGACCCCUGCAAGAAACCUGAGCAGCACAGACUGAUUGUCCCAAAAGCUGGGAAAGUGCUAGACCUCUGCCGCACCUUAUCCGAGCACACAGGUGUGCCAGCUGAGCGGAUGAUGGUGGCGGAUGUAUUCAGUCAUCGUUUCUACAAGAUCUAUCAGAUGGAAGAAUCCCUGAGCUGCAUUCUGGACCGGGACGAUAUUUUCAUAUAUGAAGUAUCAGUCUCCCCGCAGGAGGACCCGGCCACGGCAGAUGCAGUAGUCUUGCCUGUGUAUCUGCGAGAGCGCACCCACAGUCGUGAGUACAGCGAUACCUACUAUGGAGUGAUGCUGUUCGGCCACCCGCUCCUGGUCUCUGUGCCUCGGGAUCAGCUCUCUUGGGAUUCCCUUUACCACCUCCUGCUGCAUCGGCUCUCCCGCUACGUAACUCGACCAGACUCUGAGGAAGAAGAGGAGGAGGAGGAGGAUCAGAGUGAGGAAGAGGACCUCUACAGCAAGAGGCCCAACGGGCUAAGUGAAGGCGAGGAGGAAGAGGAGGAGGCGACGACAGCGGAAGGCUCCACUAGCCAGGAACCCAGCUCGGAAACAGAGGAAAACCCCUCAGAUGCCUCCGUAGGGGAGGAUGGAGCCGGCAUGCAGGGGAGGCAGAGCCCCAGUCCGCCCCUGCACCAUCCAGCGCACUCCCCCCGGGCCCCCUCUUCCAGCCCCAGUCCUCCUACAGCCAUCCAGCCCAAGCGCAAGUGUUGCCUGCUGCGGCGACGAAAACUGCUGUUCACCCUCCAGCCGGUCAACUCAAACGGCACCAGUGACCGGAUGGCCAGCCAGGAUGAGGGCAGUGCUGUCUCCUUUAACUCCCAACCGUACAUUGCUAUAGACUGGGAUUCGGACAUGAAGAAGCGCUACUACAACGAGGCGGAAGCUGAGGGCUACGUCAAACACGACUGCAUGGGCUACACGUUGAAAAAGAACCCCGUGAGACUGCAGGAAUGCAUUGAGCUAUUCACCACGGUGGAGACGCUGGAGGAAGAAAAUCCUUGGUACUGCCCCACCUGCAAAAAACACCAGCUGGCUACCAAGAAGCUGGACUUGUGGUCGCUGCCGGAGACCCUGAUUAUUCACCUCAAGCGCUUCUCCUAUACCAAGUUCUCCCGGGAAAAGCUCGACACCCUUGUGGAAUUCCCAAUCCGGGACCUCGAUUUCUCUGACUUCAUCAUCAAACUUCACGAAAAGAAACCACGACCAUUUGUUACUGCAAGAAUACCUUAUUGCUUAUUGUCCAACCACUAUGGUGGGUACCUCCGUAGAGAUGGGCAUUACACUACGUUCGCCCGGAACAAGGACAGCGGGACGUGGUUCUACUUUGACGACAGCAACGUCUCAGUGGUUUCCAAGGCUCAGAUCGAGUCCAAAGCUGCCUACGUCCUCUUCUACCAACGUCAGGACAAAAUCUGCCACCCGGCUCCCCCUCCUGCAUCCGCCAGCUCCGCCGGUGCCGGAGAGCAGGAAGACUACGAGGCCUGCUGCGAUUCCCUCCCCAGGCAGCCCACGAGUCGAGACUUCAUGGACGUGGACUGACCCUCAGCCGGCUCCCCUGCUCGUCUUUGCCACAACCAGGGAUGCAGGAGGAAGCAAGAGCCGCACAUCUUCCUUUCGUCAGACUGACGCUUGCAGCUGGAUUCUCUCCAGGGGCAGCGCUGAACUUUCGCAGGCCUCGGAACAUGGUUUGGGCAGGGCCGGAAAGGACUCACCGUAUGCCGCUCCCCCGUGCAUUGCACAGGCCUUCCCUUGCUCUGAAGGGGGCGGGAGAGCUUUGUCCCACCCACCCCCUUUUAGGGCCAGCGUGUCGCACCAGCAUUUUGUAAGAUAAAGGGCGCUGGGCUGAGGGGGUGCGCGCGUGUGUGUGGGGUGGGAUCUGGAUCCUCCAUCUCAAAAGCAUGGAGACAUUGUCAGGGCUUGAGCUUCCAGACCGAGGGGGGAAUUGUCAUGUGGAUCGUUCCCGAGAGCCCCUUGGGUAUGCUGCCCCACCUCGCCCCCGCAACUGCGGCUCCUCACUUAGCUCUUUUAGCAUCCGGUUGACGGCCCUUCUGCUGCUGCUUCUGAAUCCAGGGCUUCUUUCCGUGGGGUCAGCUACACCAGGCCCUCGUUCUGCUCAGGAAGGUUUUUACAAAAGGUAUUCUCUCAUUCUCUCCCCUGUGCUCGGCCACCAGUUUGACACCCACCCACCCCACUCCUAACCCGGUCAACUGCGAGGUGCUGGAUUAAGGCUUUCUUGCCUCCUCCUUUCCCCUCACUUAUCAAGUGCCUCCUUCUGCUCCCCCCGCCCCUCAAAAAAGUAGAGCAAUAAUUUCUAUAGCCCUCCUACCACUUGGACUUGCAUGUGUCUCUUCGGCUGCCUUUCGGUCGCAGCGUCCUGGUUUUUGAGCGAGGGUGGGGCUUGUUAGCUGCUCGGCUGAAAUCUGCUGCUCCAGAAUUUUAGCAUCAAGGCCUAUUGGUGGAGGGUGUGGGGGAACUGAGCUAUGUUCGGUACCUGGAGCCCCAGAGCAGUUCCUGCCCCCAAGAGUUGCUCUUGCCACAACCACUGUCCCCUUUCCAGCCACUUCAGUUGAGGUCAGGGAAGCAGUGUGGGUUUCGGCUUAGGGAUACCCCUGGCCCUGGAGAGUGGGCGGGAAUUCUUCCCCUUUCUCUGCUCGGCGUCUUGACUGCUGCUGCUGCUUUCUAUGCUCAGGGAUCACACUGGUUUGUAAAUAGGUUUCUUGCACGCAGAGCGGGGGCGGGGCAGGAUGUGGAGGAAGGUGGCCUCGGCGACGCACACGGCACCGGCUGACCGCAGGGCCGCAAAGCGUAUUUUCUUAAGGGUUUUUGGAAAGACGUUUCCUUCGCUGGACUUGUGGGGCUGUUUCUUCUUAGUGAGUUUUCCCCCCACCUUUUUUUGGAAGAAAAUAUUUUUGGCAUGUGGCAAAAACCUGUACAUAAAACAACUUCAUUUAAA